AAUGAUGGGCAAUGGCCGCCGCGUAACGAACGCCGUGUGCUAGUGAUGUCGGCUGUACUAGCCGUUAUAUUUCGAUGAUUAUUUUAUAUAAGUUUGAUUAAAAAAUAAUAAUUGUAAAGCUAAAAUCUAAACAAGCGUGUCCGUCCGAUAUUUAUAUUAUAUAAAAUAAAUAGUAAUACUUAUAAAACUAACAACAAUAAUAAUAUCACAGUGUGAUUUGAAAUAAUUAUAAAUAUAUAAUAAUAAUAGUAGUCGUUCUAAAUAAUUAUGCCAAACAAGCAAAAGAAAGACAAGGUGCGUUUAUUGAAGUAAAAUGAAAUUUCUAAAUAACUAAUUCGGGUGUUGUUUUUACAAGUAUAAAAAUUGUUUUUGUUAUAUGAUUUAGUGGUGGUAUUUAUGCGUGAAACUAAAUCCGUGAUUUAUUUAAACUCAUUUCCUUCUUCGUCUUCUAUCUACUCUCUUCGUCAUCGUCGUCGUCUGGUCUUCAUAGCCGUCGUCGUCGUGCAACAGAAACUAAGCCAGCUGAAAGAAAAUUAAUUAUUUACCAGAGAAAUAAAUUUUAAAUUCAACAACCUAAAUAAAUAAAUAUAAUAAAAAAAAAUUGAAUAAAAAAUUAGGGGGGAACACACACAACAACCCGGCAAUCUUGGCUACCACCAACCAUCAUCGCUGUCUUGUAACACGUAUCCUGAUUCAGCAAUCAUCACCUCGCUCUAUAUUUAGUUUAAUAAUAAAUAAACAAUAACAGUUCAUACGACAAAAGGGUCUACACACAGUCUAUACUUACAACUACAACAACAACAACAACAACAACAACUACAAGAAGGAUAAUAAUAUUAAUAAUAAGAAUAAUAAAUAUUAAAUAACCGCGCUAAUUAAUUAUCUACUUACAACAAUACACGCGUACAUUAUCGUCAAAGAAAAUGGAGUCAGGAAAGCCCAAGGACAAGCCUAAGAAUGGCAAGGAUCCAGAACCUGGGGACGAGAAUAAUAAGGUGGCGGGUGGACCGCCUGGAGGGAGCACUCCACCACCGCCUACGUUGAUCAACAAAAUGAAAUACCAACCGGGUGGUCCGGUUAUCAAGAAGGACAAAAGGCAAAACAGCUCGAGGUUCAAUAUAUCCAAGAAUCGUGAACUACAAAAAUUACCCUUCAUUGCCGAAGCUCAAGCGCCAAACGAACGGGAAGAACUUUUUAUUCAGAAAUUACGGCAGUGCUGUGUGCUGUUUGAUUUUGAAUCUGAUCCAUUAUCUGAUUUAAAAUGGAAAGAAGUAAAGCGCGGCGCAUUGCUCGAAAUGGUCGAGUAUGUUACAAAGAACAAAGGCGUAAUUACAGAAGUUGUUUAUCCCGAGGCAGUAAACAUGUUUGCUGUGAAUCUGUUCCGGACCCUCCCACCGUCCUCGAAUCCGAAUGGCGCCGAGUUUGAUCCGGAAGAGGACGAGCCAACCCUUGAGGCUGCCUGGCCUCACUUACAAUUGGUCUAUGAAUUUUUUCUACGACUGCUCGAGUCACCGGAUUUUCAGCCGACAAUCGCCAAGCGUUAUAUAGAUCACAAGUUUGUGCUACAACUGCUGGAGUUAUUUGACUCGGAGGAUCCACGUGAACGAGAUUUCUUAAAAACGACACUUCACAGAAUUUAUGGAAAAUUUUUGGGUCUACGCGCGUACAUUAGAAAGCAGAUAAAUAAUGUUUUCUAUCGAUUUAUUUAUGAAACUGAGCAUCAUAAUGGAAUUGCUGAGUUGCUAGAGAUUCUUGGGAGUAUUAUCAAUGGUUUUGCUUUACCGCUCAAAGAAGAGCACAAGAUAUUUUUGCUAAAAGUUCUUUUACCUCUUCACAAAGCCAAGUCGUUGUCUGUUUAUCAUCCGCAACUUGCAUACUGUGUUGUACAGUUUCUUGAAAAAGAUCCAAAUUUAACGGAGCCAGUCAUAAAAAAUCUUCUUAAAUUUUGGCCCAAGACUCAUUCACCCAAGGAGGUCAUGUUCCUCAAUGAACUCGAGGAAAUUCUAGAUGUUAUCGAGCCUGCUGAGUUUCAGAAAGUUAUGGAUCCACUUUUUAGACAACUUGCUAAGUGCGUUUCUUCCCCACACUUUCAGGUGGCAGAACGAACAUUGUAUUAUUGGAACAAUGAAUACAUUAUGUCGUUAAUAUCCGACAAUUACUCAUUUAUUUUACCAAUAAUGUAUCCUGCAUUAUAUAAAAAUUCGCGUAAUCAUUGGAAUAAAACAAUUCAUGGAUUGAUUUAUAAUGCAUUGAAACGUCUCAUGGAAAUGAAUCAAAAAGUUUUUGAUGAAUGUACUCAGCAAUAUUUCCAGGAUCGACAAAAAGAAAAACGAAUGCUGAAAGAUCGUGAUGAAGCAUGGAAUCGUGUGGAAGCACUUGCAAUGCGACAUCCAAGUUACACGGUGGUUGCGAAAGGUCUCCUAAACAAUUCGCACAAUCUGUCGCAGCAUUUGGACAGUCCACCGUUCGACGAGGACGCUGAUAAUGAUGCGACACCGCUUACGUUAGAAAAAAUUGAGGCUAAGGCUAACGAGGCAAAGAAGAUGACAAAUACCAAUAAAUCAAAGCCGUUGUUACGAAGAAAAAGUGAACUACCACAGGACUCGUAUACAAUGCGAGCUCUCUCAGAUCAUAAACGUGCGGAUGAGUACCUCGUUACACCACCAGAUCCAAACAACUGCUAGUCCCUGCCGAUUUCCCUUCCGAUGUAUCCUCUCUUCUGAUGCAGAUAUUACAGAGUAAUAAGAGUUUGAAAUCUCUGAGGCUGAGUGAAAUUUUUCAACAUUGCAAAAAAAGUAACUGUUGCGGAUGCCGGAUAUCUGCUUUUUAUUCUGUUAUCAAAUGUUAAAUAUCUGUCUAAAAAAUUUAAUCCAUCUUUUAAGUAAACUUUAAAGAACAAAAAACAUAAAACUAACGAAUUAAUUUUUCAGUUAAUGACAGAAAAAUAAAUUACAGACCUAAUAGUCACAGUUGAUGAUAAGUAUCUUUUGGAUAAUAAACGACGUUAUUAAUAAAAAAAAAAAAAUAACCAUCCAGCUUGCCUGCGGUUAUUAAUAAGCCGUAAUGUGCAAUUUAUUCUGUGUAAAAACUAAUUAAAAAAAAAUAAAUAAAUAAGCGAAGAGAAGGACUUCUCACAAAACUUUUUGUACGAUGAGAUAGAUAAUGCUUAACUGCGCUUUUUGGUAAGCAUCUUAAUGAUUAAAUACGAAAAAAAAAAAAAAAAAAAAAAAAAAAAAAAAUUAAAAUUUUGGUAAUUUAAAUUUAAUCAGUUGAUUCUAUUCGAUUUUAAACGUUAGUUGUGAAUUGAGCCGACUAAGGAGAUUAAUAAUACAAUGUUAGAAUUGUUUAAUAUUAUAUUAUGAUAUAAUGAACAAACACUACAAAAAAAAUAACAAUAAGAGAGAAAAGAUAAAAUAAUAAUAAAAUGAUAAAAUAAAAUAAACGGAUACUUUUUUUUCCUGUUUGUUUUUGCAAUACCGCCAAAUUUCCUCGGGUUUUAGGGAAUCAAAUGGACUGCCUCUUAUCGAGCACUCACCAAGGUGCCAAGGCCACUCGGAUGGUAGUUACUAUUAUUAUUUUUAUUAAUUAAUAUUAUUAUUACUAUUAUUAUUAUUAUAAUUAUUAAAUUGUUAGAUAUUUAAGAAAAAUAUGUAAAAAUUCUUGUAUCAUCAGGCCGAAUUAUGUUCCACUAGAUGCCUUUCUACCCAGCAAGUCAGAAUAUUAAAUAAAUAUAAUAAUCAGCGUUUAUAAAACUUUAGAAUCGUUUGCUUAAAUAACAUUGACAUGGUAAAAAAUCAUCACUUGGUAUUAGAAAUUUUUUGGUCUUGCUAAGUCGUGGCUAAUACUGAGAUAUUUAUUAAACACAAAAAUAAAAAUAA
This is a messenger RNA of Cotesia glomerata, 3878 nucleotides long. RefSeq names its product serine/threonine-protein phosphatase 2A 56 kDa regulatory subunit gamma isoform-like. Bases 924 to 2684 code for a protein of 586 amino acids. Gene Ontology annotation, biological process: signal transduction; protein dephosphorylation. The transcript has 9 exons. Lineage: Eukaryota; Metazoa; Arthropoda; Insecta; Hymenoptera; Braconidae. The record is from RefSeq and is a predicted model, not a curated record. Gene Ontology annotation, molecular function: protein phosphatase activator activity. Gene Ontology annotation, cellular component: nucleus; protein phosphatase type 2A complex; cytosol.